Molecule: messenger RNA, 5077 nt
Organism: Myxocyprinus asiaticus (Chinese sucker)
Lineage: Eukaryota; Metazoa; Chordata; Actinopteri; Cypriniformes; Catostomidae
Product: serine/arginine repetitive matrix protein 3-like
Exons: 14
Coding region: 144-1952 (602 amino acids)
Molecular function (GO): mRNA binding
Source: RefSeq, a predicted model, not a curated record
CUCCCAGUCUGCUGUCUCUGUCCAGCACUUCAGCGUUCAGCACCGCGGGCGGAGGACAGCUCCAGAAAACCACAUCAAAACACCGCAGAACCCGCUGAAAGCAACCUGCUCAACGUCCACACGACGAACCGAGUGCUGUGGCCAUGUACGAUGGGGCGAGAAUUCCCACCCCUGAGGAAGGUGCUAACGAGGUCCCCCUUCAGCCCGAGACCCCAGCGGCCACACGUCCCAAAGCUAAUGAAGAGCCUGAGGAAGAGGAGGGUGUACCGCCCGAGCCCGUUCUGGUGAAGAAAGCCCACCGUGAGAUUCUGGACCAUGAGAGGAAGAGGAGGGUAGAGCUGAAAUGCAUGGAGCUUCAGGAGAUGAUGGAGGAACAAGGGUAUUCUGAAGAGGAAAUCAGACAGAAGGUUGGAACGUUUCGUCAGAUGUUGAUGGAGAAAGAGGGAGUGAUAAUGCGAGAUGGCUCGCACCCACGCCCACCGGUCAGGCUGCUUCCUGUUGGUGAUGAAGAGCAUGUGGAAAGCACUGCGUAUACCGACGGCUACGAGGAAGACUACAACUGGGAUGGAGAGUAUUACAAUCACGACUCGACCGCCUACGAUGACUGCAGAUCCAAGAGGAAAUCCAGCAGUUCACCCUCUCCUCGGCCAAAGAAGAGGAAAAAGAAGAAGGCAAGAAGGCACAGUCGCGCUGAGAGUCCGUCUCCAACCCGCAGAGACAAGAGGAAGAAAAGCAGCAAGAAACACAAAAGAGAAAGGUCCACAUCUGCCUCUAGAAGGAAGAGGAGACACAGAUCUGGGAGCCCCAAAAACAAACACAAAGACAAGAGCAAACAGAAGAAGAGGUCAUCUGUGGAUUCUCCUGGCAGGCUUUCUCAGCACAGAGGAAGCUGUUGUAGUUCUCGCAGUGGAUCUGUUUCAUCCACAGCCAGCGUCUCCAAGUCACCCAACAGAUCAAAUAUGAAGUGCAGUAACGACAGGCAGAAACAGGGACGAAGUAACAGCCCACCGCCGCCCCCCAGCACUGACCAGCCAAUCACGUGGCAGAAUGGGAACCACAGUGCCCGCGUCCGCAAUGGCAAAGAUACCGGAUUCAACCACACAGACGGGAAUAAAGCCAACGAUAAACUUCGAUCUCUGGCAACUUCUCCCUCGAGCACACAGACGUACACAUCGCCGCCUCUAAGAGCUGUUAAACAUCACUGCCCCGGAGGAAUCACGGGCCAGAUGGGAGACGAUGGCUGCGGAGACGGAAAAUCGGUUUUGGCAUCGUCGGGGAGACGCAGCGGGCGGCCGAGGGUUCGAGAGAAGACGUCUCACUCGCCAGCACAUAGCAGCGACUCUCAGCAUGAUCCACACGCUAAAACCAGGACUCUGAAGAAGACAAAAGGAUCUCAUUCGUCUAAGCGGCACCAUCGCGGACGCGGUCAGAAUCGCCACCGGAGUUCAUCUGUGUCACCGGGUCGGCACAAACGUGCAUCUAAGAAGAAGAAGAGCAAAAGUCAUGGAGCUGCGAGACAGCCGAGCAGCUCCUGGAGCAGCGGGAGGUCAUCGUCACGACCUCAUUCAAGGGAACGUGACCCCAGCAAGAACAAAUCGCCAAACGCCCGCCAGAACAACUCAAGAGAGAGAGACAGUCCUCAUCACUCUGAUGGAGAGAGAUCUCGCUGCCGCUCACGCAGUUAUUCUCCCAUUCGGAAGAGACGGAGAGACUCGCCCAGCUUCAUGGAAGCUCGCCGGAUCACCAGCGCACGCAAGCGGCCAAUCCCGUAUUACCGCCCGAGUCCGUCCUCUUCCAGCUCCGCAAGCAGCUACAGCGGCAGUAGUCGCAGUCGCAGCCGCAGUCGCAGUUACUACAGCUACAGCAGUUACAGCAGCAGGAGUCGCUCCCGGAGCCCCAGUCCGGCACACAGUUACUACAGCCAAAGCAGCUACGAGAGCCCUGGAUUCUGAGAUCAGCUGAAGGUACACAGGGGGACUGAAAACAUUAAAACAGUGCAGGACAUCCAUGUUCCCUUUUCUACCGCAGGAUCUGUGCUAAAGGCAACCAGAAAAAAAGAUCCGGAUCAAAUGCAGUGGGCAUCAGGGUUUCCAAACACACAGGAACACCAGGAAUCCAUUUUCAGCUGGUUUGAUGACAGAACGGUGGGUGGAUGAGGAAAUUAAAAACUAUGGAACAUGGAACAGAGUUUUUUCAGACAGCAAAAAUCGGAAUUAUUUUAGUGUAUCUUACUCAAAUCUGUUUUAUUGUUUGUAGUUUGAACAGCAACAAACUGCAUGAAAUACAAUUUCUACAAACCCAGUCCAAGCCACAUUCAUAUAUGGUUUUAAGUCCAAUUAAAAUCAGAUUUUCUCUCUGAACGAUCUGAUCGGAUUCCAAGCAGUUCAUUGUGUCAUUCUGGAAUUUAGGGACUAAGCCGGUAAAAAACAGACAACUAAAUACAUCAGUAACACUUUAUAAUAAAGUUUUAUUUGUUAACAUUAGUAAAUGCUUUAGGUAUCAUGAACUAACAAUGAUUUUCUGUUACAGCAUUUCUUAAUGUUAAUAUAUAAACAUACAGUUGUUCAUUGUUAGCUCAUGUUAGUGUAUAGUGCAUCAACUAAUGUUAACAUGCACAACUUUUCAACUACAGCAAAAAAAUUAUUAGUAUGUUGAAAUUUCACAUCAGCCAAGAUUAAUAUUGUUAGGUCAUGUUAACUAAUGUAGGUAACUAAUGUUAACAAAUAUAACCUUAUUGUAAAGUGUUUCCAAAAUAUCUGUUAUUACAUAAUAAUUAAAUACAGGCAGUCUCAACAAAUCGGAACAAGCGUUUAUUUUACAUAAUAGUGACCAUCAAGAGACAAAUGAUUUCUGGUCUUGAGAAUUUCAGAUUUUUUUCAGCAUCUGUAGAUUAAAUACAGACAAUGUUACAAAUAUAAACUCUUUAUUUAUUAUUAAAAGCCUGAAGAACAAAGAUAAGAUAAGCACUUUUUUCUGAAAUUCUUCCACGCUGAAAAAAUAACCAAAACAAAAAGGGGAAUCAAUGAAACACUAAUGUGAAGGAGUACUGUACAGUAUCUGAAAACAAUACUGUGAAAGGGUUUGAAAUGAAGAAACAACAUUACUCUAAUAAUUCUGACUCAACAAGCAAGAACAAAUAAUUCGAUUUUAUGAUUUGGGUAAAUCUCACGGGUCAUAUUUCACCCUGAAAUAUAUUUGUGUAUAUAUAAAAUAAAAGAAAUUCUAUUUUGUACGAAGUUAAUGAAGCUUAUUUGUAACACCAUAAGAUUUUUUUCAUUGUGACAUUAUUUUUGGAACAAUUAAGCCCCGCCCCCGCCCCCCCAACCCAAAUUCUCAUUUCUGUUAUGUGAAAAAAAUCUCAAAUGUAAUUUUUUAAUAAUGAAUUAAAAAGCAUUCUUCAGUAUAACAAAUGCUUCCAUGAUGCAUGCAUACUCUACAAUGUUUAUAAUAUACAGUACAUAUAUAUAUUUUUAUUAUAUGCAUUUAUUUAUUUUUUUAUUUUGGAGGUAAUGUGCUUAAUAUUACUGAAAAUAAUAUCACAAUGCAAUAAUGAUCUUAAUGGUCUUAACAUAGGCUUCAUUUUGUUUAUGCAAAAAAUAAUUUCUUAUUUUUCUAUUUUGAUUGUGUGGUGAAAUAUGACCUGAACAUGUUCUUGACAGUGAAAUUCACCCAUUUAGUAGUUAAAAACAAAUAGAUCUGCUUUUUUCAAACUCGUAUUACAAUGACAUGUCAUGGAUACAUGUAUGUCAGGAUGUUUUAGUUUGAUAUUUACGCUGCAAGUUUUGGCUGUAAACUAUGCACUGUAUAUUCCAAGUUAUAUACCGGAUUAUAUUGUAUGUGGAAUCUUGGCAUGAUGCGGAGGAGAGGCUGCCUGAUGUAAAUAACGCGCCCAGUCGAUGUGACGUAUAUCUGGGUGUGUAAGUCGCUCUCCUGCCCUCCUUUACCCUCUGAUCUCUUUGAAAAAUCCAUAUCUGAUGCACCUGUAACGCCAGUCCAUUUGGGAACUAUUUCUUAUUAUAUACAGUAUUCCACUUAUAUUUUGGCUGUGUUUAGUGCAUAUAAAUGCCGUUAGAGCUCUGUGUUAUAUAGCCACCCAUGUACAGAUAUCCAAAUUCUGUGUUGAUUUUUCAAUCAUGUCUCUAGUGUAGGUGCACUUACCCUGAAUCCAGGCUGCAAAAAUAUACAUGCACAUGUCUUUUCAAGCAUAUUUAUUAACCAUGUUAUUCUAUUUAUUCAGUGACUUAUUCAUGUGAUUGCUAUUUAUUUAUUUAUUUAUUUAUUAUUUGUUGCACAGUUGUACUCUUUGGCUCUGACAAACUUGUUUUUAUAAAGAGUUUUACUAUGUUACUAAAUAUGUGAAGUGGGAAAGUAAUUGCAUUUAUGAUUACAAAUGACAAGCUUCUGCAUCCUUUAGUCAACAUGAAAACAGAAUGGACUUUAUUGACCGUAUAAAUACAUCUCCCCGGUCCCUAUUGUGUACAGUUCAUCAGUGCUCGUUGUUAUAAAGAAUACAAAUGUUUGUCUUCGGAAUCGUUCAUCAAAAUGUAAUAACUUGCUUCGCCAUUUUCACUCGGAAGUACGUCAGAUUUUGGAAGUAAUGCCCUUUCAUGUUGACUUUAAAUGCAGAACCACAAUCAACUGUUAUUUAAUAAUAGCAAUUCUGUUUUGUUUAGGAGAUAUUACAUUCUUAGCUUGUUUUACGGGUUUUCAUUUUCUGCAAAUAUUUAUUCUAAUUUAUUCUAAUAUUUAUUCUUCUCUUAUUCACUUAUUCAAAUGGAGACUUAGGUAGCUUUUUAUCAUGUCUUACUCUUCGUUAUUCUGCUAAUGAAGGAAUCGAAUCCAGGCCCAGCGUCUGCUCAUACGACUUUUACAAGUGAACUUUAAACUUGUGAUGCAGGAAACGGCGUCAGUCUUCCUUUUCAUUCGUCUCUACAGUGUUAUAUGAUUUCCCUGACAGAUGUUCAUUUAAUAAUGUGAGUUCGUACAGCUCUAAACUUCCAGAUUGUAUAUAAGUCAGUAGAUUUAGUGGAACAGUCAUAAUUAAACACAUUAUUAAAGUAUUGACAAAUGGGUCAUC